This is a messenger RNA of Quercus lobata, 783 nucleotides long. RefSeq lists its product as uncharacterized. The transcript has a single exon. Bases 72 to 404 code for a protein of 110 amino acids. The record is from RefSeq and is a predicted model, not a curated record. NCBI's taxonomy places the organism in Eukaryota, Viridiplantae, Streptophyta, Magnoliopsida, Fagales, Fagaceae.
AAAUAUGCAGUCAAAUAGUCCAAUACUCAUUUCAGUUUCAGUUGGGGGUUCUCUCACUCUCAAGCUCAACCAUGGCUUCCCCAGCACCGCCAAGCUCAGGCACAGGCACAGGCGUCCAAAACCCUAAGAAAUCGCUGGGUUUAUUUGCAAACGCAAUGAAGCGCAAAGACAGCUUCAUUCAGUUCGCCGCCAUGGCGGGAAUUUUGCUCUUGAGCGCCAGAUCGCUGGGCCAGAAGUACCGCAUCAAGGACCUCGAGGAGGACACGUCAGCUCUCAGGGAGGAGCAACAAUCCGUAACCGAGCGCAUGAACAACAUCAAGCAAUCUCUCCUCCACGAGGCCUCUCUGGACUGCACCGGCCGCUUUGCCGCCAGGCUUCGCCUUCUCUUCUCCGAUCAAGACUGAUCGGAACCGAAAUAGCGAUUGUACUGUGAGUUUCGGAUUUUGUUGAUUUUUGAUUCGUUUUGAGUUUAGGGUUUUUACUCCUUAGAGUUCAGUGAAAUGUCCUACAGAUGAUAUAUAACUAUUUGGAGUCUAAAAACCAUGAAUUUAAAGGCUUUUAGGGUUUCUAAAAUUUUUCUCCCAUAAUCUGAGUUAGCUUCUAAAAACGAAAAAGUUUGUGUGUGAUUUGGGUGAGAGAGUAGGCUCUUUUUUUUUUUUUUUCUUCUUUUUUCUUCCUUUUUUUUUUUUGUCUUCUAUUUUAGAAUAUGUUAUAAUGUAGAAUCUUUGUCAUUUGAUGUUUGGUUUAGGGUGUUAUUAAUUCUCUAAGAAGAUUAUUGGGAUA